Cuculus canorus (common cuckoo) is the source of this 6026-nucleotide messenger RNA. It is a transcript of the gene GRID2IP, whose product is annotated as Grid2 interacting protein. The record is from RefSeq and is a predicted model, not a curated record. The coding region runs from base 403 to 4167 and encodes 1254 amino acids. Lineage: Eukaryota; Metazoa; Chordata; Aves; Cuculiformes; Cuculidae. Gene Ontology annotation, molecular function: protein binding. The transcript has 23 exons.
ACUGCACUCAGCCAGGACCAGCACGGCAAUUAGUCUGUGCGUGCUUCUCUUUGCAAGGGAAAUAAAGUUAAUCAGGGAAGGAAAAGGCAAGAAAGACCUUUCUGCCUGCCUGGCACUGGGUCAGAGCGGCUGGACGGGUGCAGGGCUUGGGUAAGAAGCCCAGGAAGGAGCAUCCACCAGCCCCACGGCGCAGCAGCCGUUGUGCCCAGCCCUGGACCAGCGUUCCACGAGAGGGCUGUGCCCCCAGGGCUGCGGCGAGGACGUGGGAGCAGGGGAGAUGCCCCCCGGAGCCCGGCGAGUAGGUGGGACGCGCUUCCAGGGCCAAGGGAGGACAACCGAGAGAGCUUCGAGCCUGCAGUGGGGCAAACCUGCUGCUGGUGAGAGCCCGCCAGGCUCGCUUGGAUGGCUGCAGACUUCUUUGCAGCCAUGCCGGCAACCAACCAGGGCUGGCCUGAAGCCUUUGGGUUCAAGAUAAGCGGGACUGGUCCAUGCUACAUCCUCUGGGUGCAGGAGGGCAGCAGCGCGGCGGUGGCAGGGCUGCGCCCGGGCGAUGAGGUGCUGGAGAUCGAGGGGCAGCCUGUCUCCUCGCUGGGCUGUGAGGCGCUGCUGGGGUUGGCCAGGUGCUGCGGAAACGUGCCCCCCAGCAUCGGGGUGGUCUCCCGCCUGCAGCACGUCGACAUCCCUCCCGGUCCUCGAGGAUGCUUUGGCUUCGAGCUGGUGAGUGGCAGCCCCCCACGAGUGGCCAGAGUCAUCCCGGACUCACCCGCUGCUGCCUGCGGGAUGGAGCCAGGGGAUUACGUGCUGGAAGUCAACGGGGCGACGGUGAUGCUGCGAGAGACGGCGGUGGCCCUGCUGGGGUCCUGCCACGGGCAGUCCCUGCGGCUGGGGCUGCUGCGGCCGCAGUGCGGGGCCGCCACGAGAGACCCCAUCCUCGGCGCUGAUGCUGUGCACCAGGAGAGGAGGCAGAAAGCGCAGGAAUUCAGCAAAAAGGUGGAUGACAUCCUCGGAGACCAGCCAGAGGUCAAGGAGAAGGUGUUCACCGUCCUGAAGCAGUACGCGGCAGAGCGGAAGGUGGAAUACCUGGCCUACGCCCUCUGCAUGGUCCUCACCCAGGAGUCCCACCAGCACCUAAUCGACAACAUCAGAAUUUUCAUCCCCAAGAAGCACCGGCAGCGGUUUGACGAGGUGGUGUCACAGAGCCUGAUCAGCAAGCUCUGCCGCUCCAAGAGUGAGCACCACAGCAACCGCCUGCGGCGCAGCAGAAGUGAGGACCACCAGGAGCGGCUCCUCGUGUCCACCCGCGCCAGCUCCGUGCCCCGCAGCUAUGAGGAGGUUGGCAAAAGCCUUCGGAAAACCACUUCGCUCUUCACCAGCAAUGUGGCCUCGGGGGCUGCCCGCAGAACUGUGCGAGUCUAUAAAGGCAAUAGAAGCUUUGGCUUCACCCUACGUGGCCAUGCCCCGGUGUGGAUCGAGUCUGUUCUGCCAGGGAGCCCGGCUGAGAAGGCUGCACUCAAACCUGGAGACCGAAUCCUGUUCCUCAAUGGUCUGGACAUGAGGAACUGCUCCCACGACAAGGUGGUGUCGAUGCUGCAGGGCAGCGGGGCGAUGCCCACCUUGGUGGUGGAAGAGGGCAUCGUCAACUUCUCCAACGACUCUGACUCUGCUGACUCCCCGAGCACCUCCUCCGCCCUCACCUCCCUGCAGUGGGUUGCAGAGAUCCUCCCCUCUAGCAUCAAGAUCCAAGGAAGGACCUUCAACCAGCAGCUGGAGCACCUGCUGACUCCACCUGAGCGCUAUACCAUCUGCAAAGCGCUGGAAGGCUUCUUCCAACAUCGGAACAUUGACACUCUCAUUGUGGAUGUGUACCCGGUGCUGGACACACCAGCCAAGCAAGUCAUUUGGCAGUUUAUCUACCAGCUGCUGACGUACGAAGAGCAGGAGCACUGCCAGCAAAAGAUUGCCAGGUUUCUCGGUUACAAGUCCUUGGCAGGUGAGAGGAAAAGUCCCUAUGGUCCAGCAUGGACACCUGAGCCAGAAGCAGAGGAUCACUACCGCAGCUCCGUUCGAGGGGCCUCCUUGUGCCGGGGAAGCCUUCGAACCCCCCGUCCCGAGGAAGGGGGGGCAUCAGGCCAGAGCGAUACGGUGGAGGUCCCGGUUCGCCUGAUCCCUGGGGAGAGACAGGCUGGCGAUGGCACAUCCCUCCCGGAGACACCCAAUCCCAAAAUGAUGUCAGCUGUCUAUGCAGAACUGGAAAACCGCCUGAUCGGGAGCUUUGCUGGCAAGAUGGGUAACGCUGCCCUGCACAGAGCAUCACCUCCUGCCCCAGAGCUGGCACACGCUACAGGUGCUCGCAAGCCAGGGACGGCGAUCUCGUGGCCGAGCGACCCUCAGCAGUGCUACUACCGCCUGCACAGCAGCGUGGCCUCGCCGAGCAGCACUGAGUCCAACCCCUACGUCAGCCUUGACAGCAGCCCAGCCCCGUCCCCCAAGCACCGCAGCUACCCGCUGAGCCCUCUGUCGCGAAGGAAGAAGCUCUUCACCUUCUCCAGGCCCCCGCGCAGCCGUGAUACCGACCGAUUCCUGGAUGCCCUCAGUGAGCAGCUGGGACACCGAGUCACCAUCGUGGAUGAUUUCCUCACCCCUGAGAAUGACUACGAGGAGAUGAGUUUCCACGAUGACCAGGGCAGCUACGUCACCAACGAUGUCAGCAGCAGCGAGUACAUCAGCAGCAGCGAUGACGGCAGCUCCUUGACCUACUCCACGCUCUCGGACCACAUCCCCCCGCCACCGCUCAGCCCCCCACCGCCACCACCCCCCCUGCAGUUCCACGACCCCCAGACCGUCCCCACCAAGGCAGAGACCACAAAAGCCAGCAUAUCGCCGGCCCCCAAAUCCCUGGUCAGCCACUUGCACCCCAUCCCGCCCCCGCCACCCCCGCCGCCGCCCCCGCCCGUACCCUGUGCACCCCCCCUGCACCGGGGGCUGCUGCACCGCAGGAGCGAGUCCAACCACAUGAGUGUCAAGCGGCUGCGGUGGGAGCAGGUGGAGAACUCAGAAGGGACCAUCUGGGGGCAGCUCGGGGAAGACUCUGAUUACGACAAGCUGAGUGACAUGGUCAAAUACCUCGACCUGGAGCUGCACUUUGGGACACAGAAGCCUACAAAGCCAACUCUCAUGCCAGAAAACUUUAAAAAGAAAGACGUGGUUGAAAUUUUGUCCCACAAAAAGGCCUACAACACAUCCAUCCUGAUAGCCCACCUCAAGCUCUCGCACAUUGAACUGCGCCAGAUCCUCAUGACGAUGGAGACGGACCGCCUGGAGCCUUCCCACAUCAAGCAGCUCUUGCUCUAUGCCCCAGAUGAGAAGGAAGUCCAGCGCUUCCAGAGCUACAAGGAGAACCCCGGCAAGCUGAGCGAACCCGACCAGUUUGUAUUGCAGAUGCUGUCGGUACCAGAAUACAAGAUCCGCCUGCGCAGUUUGCAUUUUAAGACCACUCUGCAGGAGAAGACAGAGGAGAUCAAAGCCAGCUACGAGUGCAUCUGCAAAGCCUCUCUAGAGCUGAAAAGCAGCAAGAAGCUGGCUAAGAUCUUGGAGUUUGUGCUGGCGAUGGGGAACUAUCUGAACAAUGGGCAGCCCAAGACUGGCAAAACAACAGGCUUUAAAAUCAACUUUCUUACCGAGCUGAACACAACAAAGACAGUGGAUGGGAAGUCCACCUUCCUGCACAUCCUUGCCAAAUCACUUAGCCAACAUUUCCCAGAGCUCCUGGGCUUCGCCAAGGAUCUUCCUACAGUGCCCCUCGCUGCCAAAGUGAAUCAGAGAACACUAACGGCUGACCUAAAGGACCUGCACACCACCGUCAGUGACAUACAGAUGGCGUGUCACAACAUGCCAGCUACCGCUGAGGACAGGUUUGCAAUUGUGAUGACCUCCUUCCUGGAGAGUGCCCAGCCUGCCAUGCGGUCCCUGGAUGACCUGCAGCACAAAGCCAUGGAAGAAUUCAGCAAGGUGUUGUCCUUCUUUGGGGAAGACUCAAAAAUGACAACUUCCGAAGCCUUCUUCGGCAUUUUUGCAGAGUUCAUGAGCAAGUUUGAGCGGGCCCUCGGUGAUGUGCAGGUUGGCGAGAGCCAGCGCAGCCCCAGGAUGACCUCUCCCCUUGCCUGGUGACGGGUCUGCAGCAACGUGAGGUGCAACAAUUUCUUGCCAACGAAGUGCAAUUGGCUCCCGUUGAGUUUGGUUGUAAAUACACUGCUGUCACCUGCUACCACCAAGCAGAACCACAGACCGAGGGGUCGGGGCAGUUUGGACACUGAAAAGGCACCGUAGGUGAUGGUGGAUGGAUGCGAGGGUGAGGCACAGGGACAAGGACGGAAACACCAUGCUGGGCUUGACAACAGCUUGCUUAGCAUCCUCUAUUUCCAGGGUAUUACAGAGUAAAGGGUUUGAGACACAUCUGGGCAAAACCUCACUCUCCCACAUUUCCAGAACACGCACAACUGGCCGCAGCAGUCGCUGGAGACCUUUCCCACAGCCAGUGCCUGGGCAUGGGAAGAGCUCUCCCCAGGCAGGCACCGCUUGCCCUGCCAGCCUCGGGGCCGGGGCUGGAGCUCAGCCACAGCCGCCCUGGGAAGCCAGAGCAGGGCGGGGAGGAAAGGAGUGUGGGAGAAUGAGGGCUGCCACCAGUACCAGCUCCCCAGGAGCUCCUCUCAAAUCCCUCUCUGAGCCCUUCUGCCCUUGCGCAGUGACUGUGGGACUGGAAGUCCACCUGAACAGGCCGGAACGGUGGAGUAAAGACCACUGGAGAUGGCCUGCAGGCUUUCAUUGCCCUGCCAUUCCUGGCCGGUGGCAACAGAAAGCAAUGUGACAUCGCAGACCCCUUCUGGCACUUCUGUGUGUUCCCAAAUACAGAUCCAGGUUGGUUCUACCCAGCUGUGCUGGAGAGUAAGGAAAACCGAAAGUCCUUCCUGCCCGCCAGCUUUGCUUAAAGGUGUGGCAGAGACUGAAAGAUGUUGAAAUCUUCCCAAGAGUUUAAGAUCAUCAGCACUAGAUAUAUUUGAACUUGCCAGGAGACAGAAAUCCCUGAGCAUUUUGGUGCCUCCUUGGAAAGUACAGAACACCUGGUAGCCUCCAAACUGCUGUUGAAGCAGUCAUUCCUGCUGAAUAUCCCCAGGGAACUCCAGAAGCACACCCACCCAUCCUUCGAUGGCUUCAUCCCUCCCAGAGGAAAGGGCUAGCAGCAUCGCGAGGUCAGUGCACGCGCCUCCGGGCGACGCAGGGCCCCGAGAGCUUCGCGGCUGCAAACCUACAGUGCGUUACUUUUGCGAGGCAAUCCUCCCCCAUGCAAAAUGCAUCAUUUGCCUUUCAAACCCGAGGCGCUCCAACACCCUGCCCCGUGGCAGCGCCGCAGCAAGCCGUAGCGUAGGUAACCUUCUCCCGUCUGUUGCCAGAGCGAGAGCUCUUCCUGCAGUCUCCGCUCAUGUACAGACUCACUGACUGGUGCAUUAUUUAUGGGAGACCUCAUGACCAUCAGACCAUCAGUUUGCAGUAUUUUUUUUAAACCCUGCUGUAGAAAGUGAAGUAUAUUUUCACAAGCGUUCUCAGUUUAUACAGCUUUAAGUGCCAGGUAGUUCCUAGCAUCGUGUUCCCAGAGGUGUGGCCCCAUCCGCCUCUCCUCUGCCCCGACACAGGGCAAUGCUCACCCAGCUCCUCUUUCCGUUUUGGAUGCUGCACACUGCAUUCAGCUGAUUAUUUUGUUUUCUAAUAACCUAUUCAAUAUUUAAACCACUGGAGGUUCUUUUGAAACUGUCAUCACAAAUGUGAAGAUGCUGUACAUAGAUUUUGCUACAUGUUGUACCUUUCCAAACUAGUUAGAGCUCCGACCUCUUUGGUAUUUUUAUGUGAAUAUUUUCAAAGAACCAGAACUUCUGAUGUGUGGUUAUUUCAUAAUGGGACUAUGGAUACUCGCAGUUCAGUCUCUACCUGAUGCCCAUGUGCUGUUCCUGAAAUAAAGCUACUGCCUUCUGCCU